Cuscuta campestris is the source of this 4302-nucleotide messenger RNA. NCBI's taxonomy places the organism in Eukaryota, Viridiplantae, Streptophyta, Magnoliopsida, Solanales, Convolvulaceae. The record is from the annotation of a GenBank genome assembly.
GCCAUCUGAUCGGGUUAAUCCCAUCAUUGGUGCUUCCAUUGAGAGUAAUACUGUGAGAUAAGGCUGUGAGAUUAUGGCCGGACGAAGGACGAGACGUAACACUGCUGCUUCCGCCCAGUCGACGGUGAGGAGUGACAACCCUGAGCAGGGUAUGAUCGUUCCUGUCAAUGGGUUGGAAACGGCAUUGAAUAAUGUGGCUAACAUGAUGGCCAACAUUAUGGAACGAUUGGAUAAGGCUCUUCCAGGUCCAUCCGGUAUCCGAGACGUCCCUGCCGGGCAACCCCGUCAGGUACUGCGUACCGCGAGUUCUCCUAUCCUCCAGGAGCUUCAUGAUCCGGAAGAGGUUGAGAGGGAGAAACGAGCCAUUGCCAGACGCCGGGCGGAGGAAUUGGCCCGGAAUAGUAAAGUGAAUGAGGACCGGGCCAAGGAUGCAAGCCGGAUCAUCGGCGAUGGAAACGAAAACCCGCGGGGAUCCGUCUUUGAAAGGAUAUCUCGCCAGAAGGCUCACGUUAGUGAGAGGCUGGGGAAGAAUCCGGAUAAGGCACCUAAAGGUUGGACACGACCCCAGGCCAGCCAGGUGGCAUCUUCCAAUCGCGAACCCCGGCAGCAAAACGGCCGUGGCGCGAGCCAAGUGCUGGUCCGGUCAUUGAAGAAUCUGGAGGAGGACGAGGUUCAAAGCCAAGCCAGGGUCCCAGCACCACGGCGUCUAGGGCCGCCGAUGCCGGAAGCUGGUGAAUUCCAAGAUCUGAGGCAACCCCAGGAACACAUAAACAGUUAUGUCAAAGUGAUGAUUGCCGUAGACGCCAGUGACGCACUCAUGUGCCGGUGCUUCUUGCAGACAGUUGACAGCAAGGUCGCGGAUUGGGUCAACCAUAUCCCUGCCGGAUCGAUCCGGACAUGGGAUGAAUUGGGACUACGGUUCCUAGAGCAUUUCGCCGGGAACUGCCGUCCCAAAAAGCAUUUCACUCACUUGGCUUUGGUUCGACAGAAGCAUGGAGAAUCCUUGAAGAAUUUCCUUAUCCGAUGGAGGAAAGAGUCCAGGGAGGUUGAAGGAACCGAUGAUAAAUCCAGGUUGGCUAUGUUCACAGCGGCAUUACAGGGUGGACUCCUUCACACCGAUCUUACUACUCAUCCCCCGGAUACCUUCGAAGAAGCAAUGGUCCGGGCGGGGAGGUAUGUGACCCUGGAAGAAAGGAAGGAGGAGAAGAAAGAGAAGACUCCUAAAGAAGAAGAGAAGAAGGGAAAUAAGAAGCCAUUUAAAAAUAAGAAGCAGGGCUUCCCGGAUGGCCCAAAAGGCACAAGUCCUGGAACAUCGGAGAAACACAAAUCUGCCAAUCCAGUCUUCACAUUGCCGGUGGCUGAGGUCAUGGCCCACGCCGCACAGCAGGGACUCAUGAUUUAUCCAACUUAUUCUCAAAAGGUCUGUAAUGUGGAGGAUACUGGAAAAUGGUGCGCUUACCAUCGCAAGAAUGAUCACAACACGGAAGAUUUCUAUACUCUGAAGAAUGAGAUGGCAAGGCUAAUCCGUCGGGGUCAUCUAAAGAAAUUCGUGCAAGAUGGUGAUGCAGGAAAUCCCGGGAAUGCUCAGAAUGGAAAGCGCAGAGAUAAAGAAGUGGCCCAGGCUGAGGCCCGGGAGAAACGCCACAUUGGGCUUGAAGAAGAAGAGGAGGAUUCGGAACCCGCACCACAUCGCCAGAAGAGACACCACGGGUGUAACUUCAUCAUUGGAGGGAAUACUGGCGGAGACUCAGCCACAAGCCGGAAGAAGUGGGCUAACGCGGCGAUGGUCAACAAGGUGCUGGUCCCAGAAGGUAAGAAGCUGAAAACUGAGCCAAUUACCUGGAUUGGAAGAUUUGGAGUGUGUCAUCUCGCCUCGUCACCUGUGCAUAAAAUUUCCAACCCCCACGGAGUUGGAGUUGCCAAGGGAUCUCAGAGAGUGUCCCGGGCAUGGUAUUUGAAGGCAACCAAACAGCCGGUCAAGUACGAUACCCAAGUGGGAGAGGUGACUGCGCAGCUCCUGAGGGCUGAGGAAAAACGUCCCAGAGUAGAAGUUGCUGGCGACAUCGAAGAAGUGGAAUUGGAGCCAGGCACGCUGGGAAGGUUGGUCAGGAUUGGCAAGGGCCUGGGGGCUGUACUCAGAUUACGAGUGAUUUCAGUCCUUAGAAGGUUCAGGAGGGUCUUUGCAUGGAUUCCAGCUGAUAUGCCAGGGCUGGAUCACAAGAUUGCAGUUCAUCGCCUAAAUGUCCUGCGGGAUGCUAAACCAGUGAAGCAGAAGCGGAGGCAUUUGUCGCAGGAACGAAGAGAUUUCGUGAAGAAGGAGGCUCACCGGAUUGUUGUGCUCACGAAUGAGCCUUUGGCGUCACUUACCCGAAGCCCCGCGGCAUCUGCCCAAAUGACCAAGUGGGCAGUCUUCAUUAGUCAGUAUAACGUGGAGUUCAGGCCGCGCCCAUCCAUCAAGGGGCAAGCACUCGCCGACUUUCAAGUUGAGUGCACCGCCAGAGAAAUGACAAGAGCCCAGGUUGAAACCCGGGUGGAAAAGGACUGGUGGGUAAUGAGAAUUGAUGGAUCUUCUGGAUCUCGAUCUUGCGGAGCAGGGAUCGUCUUGAUCACCCCAGAAAAAUUUUGGAUUUAUUACGCUAUCAGAUUUCAGUUCCGCGUAUCCAACAAUGAAGCUGAAUAUGAGGCCCUGAUCAACGGAUUGAAGAUUCUUAGUAAGAUGGGAGUAUCCAGGGUUCAGGUUUACAGCGACUCCCAAUUAGUGGUGGGACAAAUCACAGGGGAGUUUGAAGCAAAGGAAGAAAGGAUGAAGAGGUAUCGGGACUUGUCUUUAGAGAUGUUGGGGAGGUUUGAGUUUAAGCUUGAACAUAUACCCCGGGCCCAGAACGCAGAGGCCGAUGUUCUAUCCAAGCUCAGCGCAGAGUCACCGCAAUACAUAAGCAAAUUAGCAACCGUCGAGGAACUGGUAACCCCGAGUCUUAACAGCAAUGAGGUGAUCUGGGUAUCAGCUGAUCCUCCGGAAUGGCUGGACCGGUUGGCCAAAUACAUUGAGGACGGUGAAGCCCCGGAAAAUCCCGAAGAAGCACGUCUGUUGCGAAUGAGGGCACCUACCUACCAGGUACAGGAUGGAGUCCUCUAUAAGCGAUCUUACAACGGUGUUUUACUCCGUUGCCUCAGGGCAGCAGAGGCAAAGGCACUAAUGGAAGAAAUACAUGAAGGAGUAUGUGCUGCACAUCAGUGUCCUUACUCCAUCUCCAGAAGGGCUAUUAUCCAAGGAUACUUCUGGCCAACGAUGAAGAAGGAUUGCGAAGAGUAUGUACGCAAGUGCCCGACCUGCCAACAAUUCCAGAAUAUACCCGGGAGGCCGGCCACGAAUUACACGCCCAUUAGUUCUGUGAUUCCCUUCUCAAUAUGGGGGAUUGAUAUUGUGGGAGCCCUGCCGAAAGGAGCUGGGCAGGCAAGGUGGAUUGUGGUGGCGAUAGACUAUUUCACAAAGUGGGUGGAAGCUGAGCCACUUGCCGGGAUUACUGGAAGGCAGAUGAUCGACUUCGUCGGAACGAAUAUACUCUGCAGGACGACUCCAAGGAGAGCCACGGGUGACACUCCUUUCGGCUUAGCUUAUGGUUUUGAAGCCCGGGCUCCCGCUGAGGUAGUAAUCCCCACCAGGAGAGAAAUGGAAUAUAACCCGGAGGUGAACGAACAAAAUCAGGCCGUAGAGCUGAAUUUCGUAGAGGAACGACGGGAUGAAGCACGGAUCCGGGCAGAGAAUUAUCGUCGCCAGGUGAAAUCUUACUUUGAUAGCAAGGUGAAACCAAGGGCGUUCCAGGUGGGGGAUUACGUUCUGAGGAAACGGGAUAAAAGUCAACCAACUAAGGGUGCGAAGCUGGCUAAGAAGUAUGAAGGACCUUAUAUCAUCAAGGCCGUUGUUCGCCCAGGUACCUACAAGUUGGUGACUCCCAAGGGGAAAGAAAUUGAUAGGACAUGGAAUGUAGAGCACUUGGUCAAAUUUUAUCAGUGAAAUCAUUUUGUAAAAACGUUCUAUUUUUAAUUUAAGAUGUUUGUUUCAAUAAAAUUUUUCUUUUCUUUUAAAGCCAAGUGCCUUUGCAAUUUCUUUAUUCUAUAGAUUUCUUUAAAAAAAAAAAGGGGGGGGGGGGGAAGCACCCCCGGGCGAUAUAGACCCGCAUUACAGGGAGGUAGAAAAGUUUAUGCCACCUGCUAAAAAUAGGGGAGGUAGAUAAGUUUAUGCCCCCCCCCCGGAGGUAGAGAAGUUUAUGCCUCCGUCGAAAAUGAAGGAAGGGUUGGGAU